AUGAAGUUCUCGCUCGCUGCCAUUCUUUUCGCCGCCGGCAUCCACGCUGCCGCCCUCCAGCCUCGCGUCGACCCUGGAUGCCCGGCCGACAUGCCUCACCAGGUCUCCACUCAGAUCUACCUGUGCUGCGCCUACAUCGUUGAUCCCGAUCAAUGCUGCGACCGUGAUGGCGACAAGGGCAGGGGCUUCAAGGCCUGCCCUGAGACUACGGAAUAG
Lasiodiplodia theobromae is the source of this 216-nucleotide messenger RNA. RefSeq names its product putative short-chain dehydrogenase. Lineage: Eukaryota; Fungi; Ascomycota; Dothideomycetes; Botryosphaeriales; Botryosphaeriaceae. Bases 1 to 216 code for a protein of 71 amino acids. The transcript is spliced from 2 exons. The record is from RefSeq and is a predicted model, not a curated record.